GGUUAUUUGUAAUUUAUCGUUGUUUUCAGUGUUAAUGUCGUAAUUUUUACAAUAACUUUACAAGACGAAAAUAAUUAAGAAUGUCUGAUUUUUCUGAGCUUCUGCAAGAAGCAGAAAAACUCACAUCAGACUUAGAAGGAACCGCAGAGCUGCCUAAAGUAGACAGGUCAUUAAGACAAGUUUUAGAGGCUUCCAAUGAUUUGUAUACUCGAGUAGCCCAAACUGGGGCUAAAGACAUACAAGCCAACCUUCUUUUGGGUUCAAAAGGUAUAGAUUUGCCUAAAAUUGUACAAAAACUUGAGUCAAUAAGUACCAAGAGAACUUUUGAGCCAAUUGAACCUAUAGAAGAUUUGGAUAUUCCUGGUACACUUGAAAAUGAAAUACGUAACAGGAUUUUGUCUGCUUUUGAUACAGGAUUUAAUGAUAUGUUAAACUGUGCCUAUAACUAUGCUUGGGAGCAUCAAUCAGGUGAAUGGAAGCAAGAAAAACGUAAAAUUUUGUAUGCAAUGGGUGGACAUUCAGGAGGUUUAAUAGAAAAUGUGAAACCUUUAAGUAUUAUGCAUGAAAGAUCGUUCUCAACUGCUCCGAACUUGGGACCAAUUGAAACAAUAUAUUUUGCCAAAGUUAAGGAGUAUAAUACGUCGGUUAAAAGGGAUCUGCAAAAACCCAAUUUGGUGGAUAUUUUCUUGAAGGUUGCCAAUGAGUUUAAAGAUGCUAAAGUCAAAGAUAUGUGGGAAAUAAUAAGGUACAUGACCCAAACACCGUCAUUCCCUCAAUCUGAGGAUGCCAUUAAAACACGUUACUCAAAACUGUACGUCAACGCUCUAGUAAAACAAGGCAAAAAAUACCUCGAAGAUCGUUACAAAACAUACAUGUCCAACAUCAUAAACGAAAAUCUCUCGCAAGCUGCUAGAGGCGGUGUUCCUGGUACCUACCCGUUGGUAAGAAGUUUUGUAGGGUUGAGACUUCAAGGGGAGUACAUUGGUUUAAAGGAUGGCAGAAUCGACGAUAGACCAUUGUGGCCCAUGGUUUAUUAUUGUUUGAGAUCAGGAGACAUAACAGCGGCUAUUUAUUGCUUGAAAAGAAGCAAUACAAGCGAAUUUGAUGACUUGAUCACGUUGUUGGAAGCAAAAUUGUCGAAUUCGAGCGCUGAUUUAUCGAAGUUGGAGGAUAAUUUAAGAUUUCACUAUAGAAGGUUCAUCAGAAAUGAGACUGAUCCGUUCAAAAGGAUAAUUUGGGCGGUUUUGAGCUGCUGCGAUGUUACAGAUGAACAUUCGGAAGUCGCUAGAACAGCCGAUGAUUAUUUGUGGUUGAAAUUAAGUUUGGUUCGAGUUGAUUAUGAUAAGGAUGAUUUUAUCAAAUAUGCAGAUCUACAGUACACAAUUCUGGAAGAAUAUGGCGAAUCUCACUACGACGCUUUCAAUCAGCCUCACUUGUACUUCCAAGUUUUGGCUUUGACCGGCCAAUUCGAGGCCGCAAUCGAGUUUUUGUCGAGGAUCGAUAAAUACAGGGUGCACAGUGUGCACAUGGCUAUUGCCCUAAACGAGUUGUACAGUCUCGGCGGACCACAAGAUACCGGAGCACCUCUGAUCUCUAUAGAUCCUUGCGAUGACCGUCCAGCGCGUCGUCUUAACCUAGCUCGCCUCAUAAUGCUCUACGUUCGUAAAUUCGAGCUAAGCUGUCUCGACGAAGCCCUCCACUACUUCUUUUUGCUUCGCAACUUUAACAACUUCGAAGGCGUCAACUUAUUUAAAUUGUGCGUCAGCGAUCUCUGCCUCGAAACGAAACAGUACGACGCCAUUUUGGGUACAGUCCAAAACAGCGGGAUCAGGGUUAAAGGUUUGGCUGACCAGUUCACAACGCCGUCCAUAAGCACUGAAAGCAUUGCCGAGAUUAUCGGGAAUAAUUUGCUGAAGAAGGGGCUGUACGAGGAAGCCAUUGACAUUUUUGAUAUUGCAAAUAAACAGGAAGAGGUUCUUAAUCUUCUCUGCGCGAUGUUGUCGCAAGUUGUUCACUUACAAGGCGAAGAUGGAAGUUUAAGAAACCGCCUGCAACAGAAAACGAGAGUUUUCAGAGAGCGAUUCUUACGGGAAGGUUAUAAAGCUGGAUCCACAAAAUUGGUUACGUCCUUCUUGAAACUCAGCGAGUUGUUGAUGUUUUUCGAUCAGUAUCAUGGAAAAUUAUUCCCGCAAGCUAUCAAGACUUUAAAUGAGCUCCAAAUAGUCCCACUACAAGAAGCCGAUGUUGAUGAACGAAUUAAAAGCUUUAAAAACCUAAACGAUGAUUUGUGUAAAGUUAUUCCUGAUAUUCUACUGGCCACAAUGAAUAUGCUGUUUGCGCAGUACCAAAAACUUAAAGGAAGCGAAUAUAUUCCUAGAUAUAAUGAUUCUGGAAUAGAUAAACAAUUGUCCAAUCUCAGAAAUCAAGCAAAAACUCUCACCAGUUUUGCUGGUAUGUUGCCCUAUAGAAUGCCAGGUGAUACAAACAGCCGUUUGGUUCAAAUGGAAAUUUUAAUGCAUUAAUUAUUUUGUACAUUUUUUUAUUCAAUAAAGUUUAA
This is a messenger RNA of Brassicogethes aeneus, 2557 nucleotides long. The record is from the annotation of a GenBank genome assembly. NCBI's taxonomy places the organism in Eukaryota, Metazoa, Arthropoda, Insecta, Coleoptera, Nitidulidae.